AUGCCAUCAUUAUACCAACCACGACGAGGUGGUUCAAUUGAAGUUGUAUCAGAAAAAGCUGCCUCAGAAAUAGUGACUGAUUUAGAAAAAAGACCUGAUUCAACAGAAUAUAUUGAACCUGAAGAAAAGUUUAUAAAUGAUUACAUUCAACAAAAUUCUAAACGAAUUCAAAGCGCAUCAUCAAGUGUAAGAACGGCUUCAUCAUUAUCAAAUGAUGGAAAUAUAAUAGAACAAAAAGAACCAAUUAAUAAUCAACGUCGUUUAUCACGUCAUGCUAGUGCACAUCGUUUAUUUGAAGUUAAUGAGUGGGAAGAACAACAGAAAAGAUUAAAACAAAAAAUUCAAACAGGAGAAUCAAAUACAAAUUAUUCAUAUAAUGAAAUCAAAGCUACAACUCAAGAACUUAUGAAAGAUUAUGAACAAUUAAUAAAUAAAUAUGAUUUUGAAACACUUCGUCGUCGAGAAUUUAUCUAUCGAAAUUAUCGUUGUAAUGUACGUGAACCAUUUUUAGUGGCAAAAACUAAACAAUUUCAACGUUUGGAUAAAACACGUCUUGAUCGAAAUCGAUUUAAAGCUGAACAAUAUACUCAAUAUCUUCAAUUUAUUAAUAAACAUCGAUUUAUUACUCAAGAUGAUUAUGAUAAACGUGAAUAUGAUGCUAUGGCACAAUAUGAUGAUAAAACUGAAGAGAUUCACACAACAGUUUUAUCAGAUCCAACUCUUCUUCCUUAUCAUAAAUGGAUAAAUGAACGUCGUACAGUAUCAUCUAUAGGAUGUCGAAGUCAAACGCAAAAAAUUGCCGAUCCUCGUCGUGUAGUUUCUGAACAAGGUUUUCGUUAUUAUCAUCGUACAGCAACACCUCUUUCGAAUGGUCGUUCAUCACAGUCUGCACUUUCUUGGCAAAUGCAUGAUCAAACACAUAUUGAUUCUCCUGUUAGACGUUUAGCAAGUGCUAAAUGUUAUCAUAUUGAACAAAAAUCACAAAAUCCAACUAAUUUUGAUCCAAUCGAUCGAUCUUUAUCAUAUUUACAUCAUCGUACUGUAUCAUCAUCAGCUGUUACAGCAUAA
Rotaria sp. Silwood1 is the source of this 1068-nucleotide messenger RNA. Lineage: Eukaryota; Metazoa; Rotifera; Eurotatoria; Philodinida; Philodinidae. The record is from the annotation of a GenBank genome assembly.